Molecule: messenger RNA, 363 nt
Organism: Penicilliopsis zonata CBS 506.65
Lineage: Eukaryota; Fungi; Ascomycota; Eurotiomycetes; Eurotiales; Aspergillaceae
Exons: 1
Source: RefSeq, a predicted model, not a curated record
CACUGCUUCUUCUACGGUACCUUGAUGGACCCGCACACCCUCGCCCGCGUGCUCGGCGUAUCCUCACGCCCUGAGCUGCAUCCAGCGACGGUUCACGGCUUCCGCGCCAAGCUUUGGGGCGAGUAUCCCGUUUUACUGCGCGACGAGUCCUCCGCCGAGGCCAUUCACGGGAUGGCAUAUCCAUUCCGGUCGCUGGCAGAGCUGCGCCGACUAGCUGCCUACGAGACGGAGAUGUAUCGGAUCGAGGUGGGUGAAGCGACUACGGACAAUAAUGGGUCUAUGGUGCUGGCGUACGUGUUUGUCUGGGAUGGCGAGGAGAGUCUACUCCGGGAGGGUCAUUUUGACUUGAAAGACUGGCAAUUA